UGUGAGAGAACUUUCAAGAAUAGAUGUGCAACUAGGUUUUGGGUAACUGACAUACUUGUUAAGAAGGUUAGGAAGCUCCCAGCUUUUAGACACAGUGAGGUCUUUAAUUACUUUAAAGCAAAAACUGGAAUACAAACUGUCUAGGACUACAAUUACAAGAGCUUUGGGUGAUGCAAGGAAAAUAGUGAGGGGUGAUGAAGCUGCUGAGUAUGCUAAACUCAGAGAUUAUGCGGAGGAGCUGUUGAGGUUUAAUCCGGGCUCAACUGUCAAGUUAGGUGUUAGUCCAAUGCCUAACGGAGAAGGUGUCUUCGAAAGGUUUUAUGUGUGUUUGCAUGGAUGCAAGAAAGGUUUUGUGGGUGGCUGCAGACCCUUGAUAGGACUUGAUGGGGCUUUUUUGAAGACCUAUUAUGGAGGAUGGCUGCUGUGCGCCAUGGGUCAGGAUGCGAACAAUCAUGUGUAUCCAAUUGCAUGGGCAAUUGUUCAUAUUGAGAACGAAGACAACUGGAAGUGGUUCUUGGAGCUCUUGCAGGAAGACAUUGGAGAUCAGACAGAGCAUGGUUGGUGCUUCAUCUCUGAUAUGUAGAAGGGUUUAAUCCCAGCAUUGCGUGAAGUUAUGCCAGGUGCGCAUCACCGCUUCUGUGCGUGGCACCUUUGGCAAAACUUUCAGAAACAAUGGAAGGACUCACACUUGAAGAGUUUGCUUUGGAAAUGUGUUAGAGCCAUGACUGUCCAGGAAUUCAAUGGACAUAUGCAGUCUAUAAAGAGGGUGAAUGAGAAGGCGUGGGCAUAUUUAGACAAGUUUCCUCGGCAGGCAUGGACCAGGGCUCACUACAAGGACUUUCCAAAGGUUGACAAUGUCUGCAACAACAUGUGUGAGGUGUUCAACGCUGCCACCAAACCAUACAGAUGUAAGCCCGUCUUGACUUUACUGGAGGAGGUUAGGAGGUAUGCCAUGACUAGUAUGGCAAGGAACAAACUGAAACUCUCUAGCCAUAUGGGAUACUUACCUCCGAUUCAACAAAGUAGACUUGCAAAGGAAAGGCAUUACAGCAGGUACUAUACACCAAUGUGGUAUGGAGAUGCGGCUGAAGUGAUGUUUGAAGUGCAUGGUGAACCACAUAAUGUGGUGGUUGAUUUGGGAAACCAAACAUGUAGCUGCAGGUCUUGGCAGUUAUCGGGGUUACCUUGUCGUCAUGCAAUAGCUGCGAUUUCAGUCAUGAAUGGUAGAUCUGAGAAUUAUGUCCAUGCAUGGCUAACAAUGGGCUUAUACAACAAGACUUAUGAGUACCAUAUCAACCCGGUAAGAGGCCAACAGUUGUGGAAAACAUCAGAAUACCUCCAUUGCUUACCUCCUGUAAGGAGCAAACUCCGUGGCAGGCCAUCACAUUAUGCAAGAAAAAAAGAUCAACAUGAGGCACCUGUUUGGGGGAGCCAAGAGCGCACAGCAACAAAAUUGAAGAGAAAAUAUGGCAAAUUCACAUGCGGGACAUGUGGGAAUGUUGGUCACACAACAAGGAGUUGUAGAAUAUCAAAGAAACAAAAGGCUGAUGAGCUAGCAGCUGCUGCAAAGGCUGCUGAAGAUGCUGCAGAUAAGGGUGACACUGGUUCUAAAGGUAACAAAGGUGAGGUUGUUACUGAAGAAUGUGAGGUUGGGGCUGAAGGAGGACAAAUUGAUACUCAAACAGAAGUUGCUGCUGAAGGGGGUCUAGGAGCUGAACAAGAACCUGCAACUAAGGCUGUAAAGACUACAAAGACUGCAAAGAAAGGCCAUCUGAGAACUAAAUGUGAGAGACGCAUAGACAAACUCCCUGUCAAGAGGACAACUUCAUCCACUGCUGCUACUGCUGCGGCUGCUCCACAUCCAACUGAGAUUUCAAGAGAGACUAUUCAGGGAGCUAGUGCAGCAACCUCUGAAAAACUUGCCUCCUUCUUGAAAUUUGUUCCAAAUCCAGGAUCCAACCCACCAAGGAAAACUGUCUAACCAGCACAAAGUGUGGUGGCUUUUUGAGUUCAUGUUGUUGUAGCUGAAUGUUAUGCUUAAAGAAUUCUGCCUUUUUUUAA
Molecule: messenger RNA, 2061 nt
Organism: Arachis stenosperma
Lineage: Eukaryota; Viridiplantae; Streptophyta; Magnoliopsida; Fabales; Fabaceae
Exons: 4
Coding region: 614-1981 (455 amino acids)
Molecular function (GO): zinc ion binding
Source: RefSeq, a predicted model, not a curated record